AUAUUUAUUCAGUUAUGAAAUAAAACAAUCACAAAAUGGUUUAUUUCUGCGAUAUCAAAUGACACCAGCAUAUAAAUCGAUUAAGCUAUUUCUUCAGAGAGACGAAUGAAUUUCUGAUCAUGUGACUUGAACAAAAUGGCCGCUGUCGAAUGGUUUCCAAGAAAAAGAAACUAUGAGUUAGAAAGAGAUACAGAGAGGCUUCCAACGGCUGAUACAGACAACCAUCCACUGAAAGCUAUUACAGUGUCAGAAGUGAAAAAUGUGGACAAGAAAGGUGUUUCAAGCAAGAAGCCAGCCAAAGCAUCCCAAGGAAGUAAAUCAUCAAGCCUGGUUGCUGACCCACUAUCAAUGAUGGAUCCCUUAAGUGCCAUGGGGCCACUGGGUGAAGGGCUGGAUCCCCUGUCUGCCAUGGCUGCCGAGGCUUCUGCUCCUGCUGCAGCAGUCAGAACUUACAGCUUUGCAGAAGAAGGCUCAAAACCACGGACUGUUUCAAUGGAUGACUCAUUCGAACCCUGGUCUGCUAAAAAGGCGGACAUAUUGGCACGUUACACUACUUCAGAGAAAUUGUCAAUCACCACCAGCUUUCUGUCGGCAACUGACAAAGAACAAGUUGCCAUCAAGACUCAGACAUCUAACACUAUGUCUGACAAGGUCAGGAAUCGAUUAGAACAGCUGGAUGAUUUUGAAGAGGGCUCUGUUCAGGAGAUGUUGAAUCUGAGCCAGCAGGAGUAUGUGUCGCGCAUAGAGGACCUCAACCAGCACCUCGUCCAGGCCUGGGACCAGGACCAGAGGGUCAAGGCUCUCAAGAUUGCCAUUCAGUGUGCCAAACUGCUGGCUGAUGUGAGUGUGAUCCAGUUCUACCCAAGCAAGUUUGUACUCAUCACUGACAUCUUGGACACAUUUGGUAAGCUGGUGUACGAGAGGUUACGGGACAAGGCUCAGUACUACCCCCCCGGCAGUGGGGUCCCCAUCAAGCUGCCAGAGAACUUUACCCCUCAGCAGGUGCCUGACUCUGCCAAGGAAACCUGUCGAAACUGGUUCUUCAAGAUUGCUUCCAUUCGAGAGCUCAUACCAAGGUUCUAUGUGGAGGCAGCCAUCAUGAAAUGUUACAGCUUUCUUAACCCUGGUGAGUAUGCUGAUGCCUUGCAGCGACUGUCAGUAAUGAUUCGAGGUGUUGGUGACCCCUUGGUGGCAUUGUAUGCAAAGUGUUUCCUCAGUCGGGUGGGAAUGGCUGUGGCACCUAGUAUUAGAGACCACCUGUCUCCAAUGUUUGAAGAUUUCCUUGCCACUUUUCCACAGGUGAGUGGUGACAGUGUGCAGAACACUCUGGCAAUACAGAAGCUGGAGAUGCCGCGCUACCUGACCCUGUUUUCCCCAGGCCUCGACUGGCUGCUGCAGUGCAUCGCCAACAAGGCGUCAGAUGAGAGCCUCACUGACAUCCUGCACAAGUCAAGACAGCAGUGCAACAGUGCUUUGUUGCUGAACUCUCUGAUCUCUGCCUUCAAGCCUCAGUACAUUGCCUCCAGAGUCAUGGAGUUCAUUGAGAUGAUCAAGGAAUGUGAGGAGACAGGAUUCCCCAAGCACGUACUGUUCCGGACCCUUGGGACAUGUCUGGCCAUUGCAGACCCACCAGAGGAUAAGAAACUGGCCGUCUUGAACGAAGUCUGGAAGCCCAUCAUGAAACUCAAGAAUCCUGUGGAUUACAUAGCUUGUGCAGAAGCAUGGAUGGAAUUCAUUGUAAAACAUUUUGGGAAGCGUGAAGUGAACACCGUGCUGACAGAUGUGAUCAAGCAUAUGACACCUGACCGAGCCUUCGAAGAGUUUUACCCACAACUCCAGUCCAUUGUGGCAAAGAUUCUUGUUCACAUCCAUGACUUUUCAACACUAUUUGCACUGGAGAAGUUUCUGCCCUUCAUUGACAUGUUUCAAAAGGAGAGCGUAAGAGUGGAUGUGUGCAAGACAAUAGCUGAGGCCUUCUCUAGGUACCAGGUGACAGGUACCAAUGACCCGGUCAUCAUCAACGCAAUGAUGUUCAUAUGUAAGACCAUGCACGACUCUGUAAAUGCCAUGACCUUGGAAGAUGAAAAGAAGGUCAUCAGCAACCUGAUUUCGGGCUUUGUGCUGAAGAUCUCGUUUGGACGAGAAUUUGAACAGCAGCUGAGUUUCUUUGUGGAAUCAAGAGCAGCAUUCACUAACCUUGACAUUGUUCUUGUUCAGUUGAUUCAGAGUGUGAAUAAUUUAUCAAUUGAGACAAGAAAAGUGGUUGGAGGAAAUCACUCGAGAAAAACAGGAAACUUUGUCCGGGCGUGUGCAGCGUACUGCUUCAUCACCAUCCCCUCCCUGCAGUCUGUGUUCGCUCAGCUGCAGCUGUACCUUCUGUCUGGACAGGUGGCCCUUCUCAACCAGUGCUACAGCCAGGGUGAUGCCUUCUUUAAAGCUGCAAUAUCGCUGCUACCCGAGAUACCCCGUACCAUGGAGACGGUAGAGAGCAAACAUCGAUCCUCCGAGCCCUUACUGGUCGACUUCAUCAGCAACUUUGUGUCUACAUUACUGGUGGUACCGGACAAUCCUGACUCAAGCGUGGUGUACCUGUUGAGGGGCCUCCUCAACAUUCUACAGAACUACACGUGGGAGCCCCUCUCUGAUGCCAAGGUGGUUGUUUACACGCGUGUGCUUGCCAUGCUAUCUGCCUCCUGCCAGGAGAGCUACCCGUACCAUGUGAAUAAAGUGGACUCGAACGACAGCUUGUACGGGUCAGAUCCCAAGUAUGUCAGUGAGGUGGUGGGCAUCUGUAGCACGCUGGUAGACGAGAUUCUCGGCCAUCUCAAGUCUCUUACCAACCCAGAGAAUGAGAAGCGGCAGACUCAGCUCUCGCUGGAGUUGUUCCACACGCUGGUUGCCCAUGGUGACGUCUCCCAGGACAAGCUUCUCGCCCUAGCGGUCAAAUUGUGGAGUCUAGCACAGCGCAACCACCAGGCCGACCAGAAGCAAAUGAAGAGGAUCCAGGCGUUUGUAAGACUCAAGGCCGCGACGCCAAGCGGACACGCGUAUAAAGAGCUAUUGUCAAGGAUACCAUUAGAAACAACGACAUAGUUCUUACAAACAUGCAAGACUUUUAUUUAUGUUUUAUUUUAUGAGACAUUUAUGUAAUUGACAAGCGUUUUACUGAAUAAUACAUUGUACAUGUUUAGUUUUGCGACACGGAUAACCUUGUAUUACCGCUUUAGAUUAAAGUUCUUCACAUACUUGUUUAUUUUAGACAUAUUAUGAUGUUUUGAAAGCCUUUAGAAUGUAUUAAAUAUUAUGAUUAUUAAAUAUGUUAGAAUAACAUA
Molecule: messenger RNA, 3332 nt
Organism: Dreissena polymorpha
Lineage: Eukaryota; Metazoa; Mollusca; Bivalvia; Myida; Dreissenidae
Product: VPS35 endosomal protein-sorting factor-like
Exons: 26
Coding region: 136-3093 (985 amino acids)
Biological process (GO): endocytic recycling
Cellular component (GO): endosome
Source: RefSeq, a predicted model, not a curated record